AUGGAACCGAUGGAACCGUUCCUGCGAGCAUCGACCCGCCGCUGCAUUCCAAAAGCAAGGUCGGCGAGCCUCGAGUCCAUGUUGAUGAACUACCCGCCUUGUAUCGAACGCGCAGCGGAGGGACCCCCCAAGACGAUAUCAACCUUACGACGUGCCAAUACCGUCGCACAAAGUGGCAAUACAAUUAAAAGGAAUUUAGAACUGAAGGCUUCCCGAGAUCGGACAGCUACGACAGGCCUGCGAGCCAAGGAUAGUCAUGAAUUGUUACGAAAGACCCCAUUGCAACGAUCCCAGACACACCGGGGCCCGCUGGAGGCGCGUCCUGCCCCGAGGAAAGCAGGUCAUUUUACGGUUGGCAGUGUCGGCCAGAAUGGGAAGAUCUUUCUCAGGCCGAUUGUAAACCCCCAACAGAAACCCUCCCAGACAGUUCCAUUCGCCCCGAUCGAUACAGUGACGAAUGAUCGUCUCAAACCACCCCAUCACGCGCAUGUUCGAGACGAUCCAUCGCGAUGGUCCAGUUCGCAGCUCUCCGAACUACGUCCGCGUGGGGGUGUACACGAGGACAAUAAGUCGGCCGUUACUGAAUACACCAAUCCCGAGGCAACUGGCCGCAUCCUCCAGAAAUCCACCUCUUUCUCGACAUUACCAGAGCAGCAAUCUGUGGCAGGAGCGGGGAAACGUGGGGAGCUGCGCAUUGUCAUUGAUAGAUCUGAUGACCGGCCCAAAUCUGCAGAUGAGAAGACCCCCAACACUGCUUUGGGGGUUCCUUUGACCCAUUACCGACUGGGAUCGCCACGGUUUAACAGAGAGGGCAGUGCGGCCCUGCAUAGUUCCGUCUAUACGCGGACUUCAAUGUCCGAUAAUUUUCGGAAUUCAACCUGGUUGGGUAGCAUGGCGGACCCGCUGCCGACUCAUCUGUCCAGUGCAUAUGGCAGGGAAUCAUUUUCACGCUAUCGGCCAUCCUUCGCGGUCUCUAUGUUCUCGGGGCCUGCAGCCAUUGAUCUUAGCCGGGCUUCUCCAGCGCCAAGGAACUCGAUGGUUUAUGAAUUGAAAGGACCAGUAAAGCCCUCAAUUUACGAAACCUUGGUGUCGGAUAUGGAUGGCGAAACCGUUGUACGAUAUAUUUCCGGUACCAAGGAUAUAUGUGCUGCUACGCCUGCUCGUAUUGUUGCCCAGAUUUCUUCAGAAUCAUUCAUGGACUAUGAGCUGGUUUCUGACUUUUUUCUGACAUUCCGCUCUUAUCUCUCUCCUAACCAUCUUCUUGCCUUGCUUCUUGCACGCUUGGAAUGGGCUAUCAAUCGACCGCAGGAGGAUGGAAGGAUUAUUCGUAUCCGUACCUUUGCCGCUCUCCGCCACUGGAUCUUGAACUAUUUCAUCGAUGACUUCGUCACGAACUACGAUCUCCGGACUCAUUUUUGCGAAGCGAUCAACAAUUUGUACCAAAAUGUCAAGUCUCGAGAAAAUGGUGGUAUGAGCGACUUGAAAAUCCUUCUCGACUUGAAAAGAUGUUGGAAUGGCAAGUGUUCAGUCUACUGGACCGCCGCCGACUAUUCCCGUACCUACAAUGACCCGGAUAGUCACAUCUUGCCGGGAAGCACUCAUGUCGACAUGCCCAGUGGUGAUGCACUUCCACAGCAAGAUGCUUCCCCCCCCCAGGAAUGGCCUCUCAACCAGAACCAACAUGAUCGAAAUCAUUCUGCUGCCACUGCUCACAGUAUACCCCUCUCCACUACAAGUGAACAAAGCAUGGUGGCACUAUCUUGUUCACUACCUCCCAAAUCUCCGAAACGCUUUUCCUUUUCCCACUCAAAGGGGAAAGGGCCACGUCCCGUUCAAUUAGGUCUUGCAAAAACAACAUCUCCUCAUGAUCAACCACCAUCAUCGCCCAUGAUAUCGCGCCAUCCGUUCCAAGUACAUGGUCACAAGAGAAGUGCAAGCUUCUCGGAUUCAGUCCGAUAUGACCGGGUCCUCAUGGUCGGUAUGGACGCAGGAUCAACAGGAACAGGGCCCAAAGAAAUUCUAGAUCCUGUCAGCUUCAUUAGAGGGGCGCUUUACCCACCCGUGGAAUCUUACAUGACUAUGAUGGCACCGGAAUCACCUCCAUUGGCUCCUCCAUUAUCGAAUGCCAAUCCAGACCGGAGAAGCACACCAGACGGAGGACCCAAAACAGGAGCCUCAAACUCGGGGAUGAGAACCAUCAUUGGUUCAAUCAAACGUGCCCUCCACACAAGGAACGGCGGGCAAAGUGUUUCCGCACGAAUGACAAAUGCUUCGGAGACUAUUUCGUUGCCUAGCCGAGGGAAAACAUCUGCGAUGCCGAAUAACAUUUCUCUGGGGUCUGAGUUUUACCGUGAGAGAAAAAUGGCUGCGGCCCCCAGGCAACCGGCACGGCUUGAUGUGCUCUGUGAGGAGUCUCUCAAACAGUAUCGCUUGCUUAUGGACGCGAAUAAUGUUCCGAAAGACCACCAAUCCCCUGGUGGUGCUCCUGGACCUCGAAUUACGUUCCAGCAAUCCUCUCCAGACUUGGGUGAAUCUUCUACUCUUCACAUACCUAGAGCUGGGGAAUCGAAGAUACAAAGCGGAAUUACUACUGGAAGUGGGUCGAUUGUCAUCGUCGAUGACACUGGAUUCGAAUUCCCUACGAUGUCUGGGGCCGUGCAGGAACAGGAUGUUACCAGUAAUACGAACCAGAAGGCUCAUUCAACUGCCAACGGGAGAGUUAAUUCAGAUUCAGAGUCGAUUGCGAAGGAAGGAGAGUAUCUCCUUCCGAUAGUCUAUAACGGCGAAAGUCCCCCGUCUACAGUUGAGGAUACCCCCGUCCGCCACCCCUCUGUCAUUUCAGCUCAACGAAGAUCCUACACGGAACAUCCAACACCGCCUACAAAAAGAGUAUCACUUUCUCUUCGUCUUAGGAAGUAUGCAUCCUUCCAUAGUGGGAUUUCUAAGCAUCGCCAGUCAAUGGGCAGCGACGCAGGCAGAUCUAUUGAAAGCUCCAGCAUUGUACAAGAAUCAUCAGAUAAACAGUUUGGCCCAUCACUCCGCAGAAGACCCGGCGGAAACUUGCGACAGAUGCAGUUUGUGGACGAUCUUGAUCCAAUUUCGGGACGUGGAUCAUUUAUGUCUAGCCAUUCAUAUGACAACUCUCUGGCAGAAACAACCACUACCACCACAGAUGACAUCGUGUCAAGACCACCAACUGCUCUUGUUCCGCCAAAUCCCCGUUAUUCUUUGGUUCAUGGUAAACCCAAUCGCAAUGUCCGGCGUUCGUUUGAGGCGGCCAUUGCCCGCUUUGCGGAAAUCCCUGACGAUGACGAUGGAGGAAUUGAAUCAACUUUACUCAAGCUCGAGGGUAAAUGGAGCCCCCCCGGCAACAAAUGA
This is a messenger RNA of Penicillium waksmanii, 3378 nucleotides long. RefSeq lists its product as uncharacterized. NCBI's taxonomy places the organism in Eukaryota, Fungi, Ascomycota, Eurotiomycetes, Eurotiales, Aspergillaceae. The coding region runs from base 1 to 3378 and encodes 1125 amino acids. The record is from RefSeq and is a predicted model, not a curated record. The transcript has 3 exons.